Molecule: messenger RNA, 780 nt
Organism: Leptonychotes weddellii (Weddell seal)
Lineage: Eukaryota; Metazoa; Chordata; Mammalia; Carnivora; Phocidae
Source: RefSeq, a predicted model, not a curated record
GUUCCCGCAGAGCCCUCCGCGGACCUGCUGGUGAACCUGAGCCGCUGCCGGCGCCUCAUCGUGGUGCUGUCGGACGCCUUCCUGGGCCGGGCCUGGUGCAGCCACAGCUUCCGGGAGGGCCUGUGCCGGCUGCUGGAGCUCACGCGCAGACCCAUCUUCAUCACCUUCGAGGGUCAGAGGCGCGACCCCGUGCACCCCGCGCUCCACCUGCUGCGCCAGCACUGCCACCCGGCGACCCUGCUGCUCUGGAGGCCCGGCUCCGUGGCGCCUUCUUCAGAUUUUUGGAAAGAGCUGCAGCUGGCGCUGCCACGGAAGGUGCGGUACAGAGCAAUGGAGGGAGACCCCCAGACCCGGCUGCAGGAUGACAAAGACCCCAUGCUUAUUGUACAAGGCCACGUCCCAGAGGGUCGGACUCUGAACCUGCAGCUGGACCCCGACCCGGAGGGGGACCUGGGUGUCCGAGGGCCAGUCUUUGGGGAGCCGUUAGCUCCACUGCAUGCAAGUGGGGUCUCUCUUGGAGAGGGCCGGGGCAGCGAGGUAGAUGUCUCCGACCUCGGCUCCCGCAACUACAGCGCCCGCACGGACUUCUACUGCCUGGUGUCGGAGGAUGACGUGUAGCCCCCACCCGCCAGAACAGCAAGAUCUCCAAGGACAGCUGGGUGCAGGGUGGGGUGGGGUCUUUCUCCUCUUAGCAGGACUACCAGCCCUGAGACCCUCAGGGAAGGGGAGUUGCUCCAGUGUGCCUCCUACUGCCAGGAAAUAAAGUCCUUUUAGAUCCUG